Onthophagus taurus is the source of this 563-nucleotide messenger RNA. The record is from RefSeq and is a predicted model, not a curated record. NCBI's taxonomy places the organism in Eukaryota, Metazoa, Arthropoda, Insecta, Coleoptera, Scarabaeidae.
UUUAAUUCUUUCACAGUUCAAUUUAGAAUCAACUCCAUCAACAAUGAUUAAUUCAUCUUCGAUAUUAAUUAUUUAUAUGAUGUUAAUGAUGUUAACAUCCACCUCAAUCUGUGAAGGCAUUUUCACACCAGAUUUAAAUGGCGCAGAAAAUUCUGAAAAUUUCUGGUUCAAUGUCACAAAUUAUCCUUAUAAAAAAAUCGAGGAAUUAAUUACUAAAUUAAACAAUACAGCAUAUCUACAAGUACAGACACGUUUUGCUGAAGAAUUUGAAAAUUACUGCGUUGAAACCAAAAGAAAAUUGUUGCCUCAAGCUGCUAUGAACAACAACGAUCAAACUAUGUUUAUCGUUAACGUUGAAAAUCUAAGACAAGAAAUAGAAGUAGUUAAAUGCAGAGAUAAUUGUGGUGAAAUCACAGUUAGCACCAUGAAUACAAGAUGUGAUAAAGAAUACAUUGAACUGCCGUUAAUUGCUGUAACGGAAAAUGGACAGUUGAUAACUGAAAAUUUUCGUUAUCAUACAACUUGUUAUUGCGCUUGUGAAAAUUAAAACAAUUUAAAUAAAA